Ectocarpus siliculosus is the source of this 1581-nucleotide messenger RNA. NCBI's taxonomy places the organism in Eukaryota, Phaeophyceae, Ectocarpales, Ectocarpaceae. The record is from the annotation of a GenBank genome assembly.
AUGGUGACUUCAGCGGACGGGGAAGUCUUCGUUAAUGAAACAAUCCGUGUCACGAAUGGCACAUCCCUCAACAUCACUGGGGCUGGACCAAGCGCAAUUGCCGAUGGACAAGACACCACCCGAUUGUUCUACGUAGACGGGGGUUCGAGCCUACACCUCUCGGACGUGACCUUAUUGAACGGCAGGUAUUCCGACGGCGGGGCGAUCUAUGCGGAACAGUCGAGUGUCUCGUUUGGCGGAAACGUAUCGUUCAUCUCCAACUCCGCCAGCAAUUUUGGAGGUGCAAUCUUCACGAAUUCUUCGACCUUGUCCUGGGAUGGCGACGGCACGCUGUUCAGGUCCAACCGCGCUGACGUGUUUGGGGGGGCAAUCUGCGCGAUUGCUUCGACGGUGUCCUGGUAUAGCGACGGCACCCAGUUCAGGAAUAACUCCGCUGACUGGGGAGGUGCAAUAGUUUCGCUUGCUUCGAACGUGUUCUGGCAAAGCAACAGCACCGAGCUCAUCUCCAACUCCGCUGAAGUUUCCGGAGGUGUCAUCUACGCUCUUGGCUCGAGCGUGUCCUGGGAUGGUGAUGACACCAAGUUCGCCUCUAACAACGCCGGCCUGGAAGGGGGCGUAAUCUUCGCGUUUGGAUCGACCGUGUCCUGGGAUGGCGACGGCACCCAGUUCAGCUUCAACUCCGCUGACGUUGACGGAGGUGCAAUCUACACCAGUGGCGAAUCGACCGUGUCCUGGGAUGGCGACGGCACCCAGUUCAGCUUCAACUCCGCUGGCGUCGAUGGAGGCCGUGGUGGUGCGAUCUUCGCGGAUAUUUCUUCGGCCGUGUCCUGGGAUGGCGACAGGACCGAGUUCACCUUGAACAACGCUGCUACAGAUCAUGGAGGUGCAAUAUAUGCGUUUUCUUCGUCGCUCGUGUCCUGGUACGGCGAUGGGACCGAGUUCACCUCUAACAAUGCUGCAGGGAAUGGAGGUGCAAUGUACGCGUUUGAUGUUUCGCCCGUGUCCUGGGAUGGAGGCGGAGCCAAGUUCACAUCUAACAGCGCUGCAGGGAGCGGGGGAGCAAUAUACACGGAUAAUUCGCCCGUGUCCUGCGGUGCAGGCAGCGCCGAGUUCACCUACAACAACGCUUCGUUUGAUGGAGGUGCCAUCUACGGCACCGGUGAAUCGACCGUGUCCUGGGAUGGAAACAUGCACUUCAGCCACAACUUUGGGGGGGACAACGGCGGCGCGCUGGCCUUGUUCGAUGUUAAUUUGGAAGGUUAUAAUUCCGAGCACGAGCCUUUUACCGGCGCGACAUUCAUCUUGAACAGGGCAGGAACCGGGGGAGGGGCGUUGUACUUGUUUAACUGCGGGGGGCCCUUGGAAUUCACGGACGUGACAUUUCAGUCCAACUCGGCCAGUACCGGUGGAGCGGUCGCGGCGUAUGUGGCUGGAGAUGUUGAUGCUCCUACAACGUUUUUGACGUGUAUUUUCUGGGACAACGUGGCUACCGCGACAGGAGGGGCGGUUGACACCUUGUCUGGAUACCAAGAGUUUUUUUCUUGUGAUUUCCAGGGCAACUCAGCAGGAAGGAUCUGUUGA